Messenger RNA from Poecilia latipinna (sailfin molly), 2310 nucleotides. Its product is annotated as protein NLRC3-like. The transcript has a single exon. The annotation marks the transcript as partial. NCBI's taxonomy places the organism in Eukaryota, Metazoa, Chordata, Actinopteri, Cyprinodontiformes, Poeciliidae. The record is from RefSeq and is a predicted model, not a curated record.
UUCUUCUUUGUUUCAGCAGAUGUUGUUCUGCAGGAGGUUCUAGAGGAACAUAAGAUCAGUCUGAGGUGGAGAUGUGAAUGUGUGACUGAAGGAAGUGAUGUAACAGGAAGUGAUGUAACAGGAAGCAGAACCCUCCUCAACAGGAUCUACACUGAUCUCUACAUCACAGAGGGUCAGAGUGAAGAGGUUAAUACCCAGCAUGAGGUGAAGCAGCUGGAGAGAGCUUCCAGGAUCCAGAAGCAUCAUGACUCUGCAAUUAGGUGCCAUGACAUCUUUAAAGUCUUCCCUGACCAAGAUGGAGUCAUCAGAGUGGUUCUGACCUGCGGCGUCGCUGGUGUUGGAAAAACCUUCUCAGUGCAGAAGUUCACUCUGGAUUGGGCCGACGGCUCGGAGAACCAAGAUGUCAGUGUGGUGGUUCUGCUUUCGUUCAGGGAGCUGAACCUGAUCAGAGAUGAGCACCACAGUCUUCUCUCGCUUCUCCAUGUUUUCCACCCAACACUCCAGAAGCUCCCAGCAGAGCAGCUGGCUAAAUGCAAACUGCUCUUCAUCUUUGAUGGCCUGGAUGAAAGCAGACUUUCACUGGACUUCAACAACAGUCAGCUGGUUUCUGACGUCACACAGAAGUCAUCAGUCAAUGUUCUGCUGACAAACCUCAUCAAGGGGAACCUGCUUCCCUCGGCUCUCAUCUGGAUAACUACCAGACCUGCAGCGGCCAAUCAGAUCCCUCCUUCAUGUGUUUCCAGGGUAACAGAAGUACGAGGCUUCACCGACGCCCAGAAGGAGGAGUACUUCAGGAAGAGGUUCAGUGAUGAAGAGCUGUCCAGCAGAAUCAUCUCCCACAUCAAGAUCUCCAGGAGCCUCCACAUCAUGUGUGGAAUCCCAGUUUUCUGCUGGAUCACUGCUAUGGUUCUGGAGAAAAUGUUGACCUCAGAGCAGAGAGGAGAGCUGCCCAAGACCAUGACUGACAUGUACUCACACUUCCUGCUGGUACAGACAAAAAGGAAGAAGAACAAGUACCAUGGAGGACAUGAGACAAGUCCACAGGAGCUGAUGAAGGCUGACAGGAAAGUUCUUCUGAAGCUGGGGAGGCUGGCGUUGGAACAUCUGGAGAAAGGAAACAUCAUGUUCUACCAAGAAGACCUGGAGCAGUGUGGUCUGGAUGUCACAGAGGCCUCAGUGUACUCAGGAGUUUGUACAGAGAUCUUCAAAAGAGAGAGUGUGAUCUUCCAGAAAUCAGUCUACUGCUUUGUUCAUCUGAGCAUCCAGGAGUUUCUGGCUGCCGUCUACAUGCUCCACUGCUUCACCAGCAGGAGGUCAGAGGUCAUCAAGACGUUCCUGGGAGAAGAAUACAAUGAAACAUCUCUAGAUGAGUUCAUGAAGAAAGUCAUGGAGAAAUCCCUCAGCAGUAAAAAUGGCCACCUGGACCUGUUUGUCCGCUUCCUUCAUGGUCUCACUGUGGAGUCCAACCAGAGACUCUUAGAAGAUCUGCUGGGUCAGACAGAGAACCGUCCAGAAACCAUCCAGAGAAUCAUCACCAACCUGAAGGAGAUGAACACUGAUAGAAUCUCUGCUGACAGAAGCAUCAACAUCUUCUACUGUCUGGUGGAGAUGAACGACGUCUCAUUUUAUCAGGAGAUCCAACGGCUGCUGGAUUCAGGGAAGGAGCUCUCAGUGACUGACUGUUCAGCUCUGGCCUUCAUGCUGCAGAUGUCAGAGGUUCUGGAUGAGUUGGACCUGGAGAAGUACAACACAUCACCAGGUGGACGACUGAGACUGGUUCCAGCUGUGAGGAACUGCAGAAAGGCUCGGUGAGUCCAGAUGUUUUCAUUGUGUGAAUGCUGAUUCAGCACUAUUGUCCUCCUGUUUCUUCUUCUUUCUUCAAGUUGAUUCUGGAUGUUUUUGGCCUUUAACUACUUCCUUCAUCCUCUGGAUGAUUUCAGCCAUUCAAACAUCUAAACAUUCAGUUCAUCCAGGACAGCUGCAGCUUCUGGUUUUUAGACAUUUUGAUCUUUUAAAAAUAUUUAACUUUUUAUCAGUUUUCAGGUUGAAAUGAAUAGAAAACCCUGAACUCUAGAAAAUGUCUAUUUCCUCUAAGAUCCAAUCAGCCAGAGAGACUUUUUAAACUUUAAACUCUCUUCACUCAUUGAGCUGCUGCUCCAUAAUUCACCUUUUAGGAUCUUUGACUGUUUUUAUAAAAUAAUUGUUGAGGUUUGAUGGAAAUUUGGACCAUUAAAAUAAACCAUUGCAUUAAUUAUAAACUUUGUGAACAGUGUUGAUCUUCUUCAUCCCGUCAUCAUCCUCUCCUCUUCC